This is a messenger RNA of Talaromyces rugulosus, 2388 nucleotides long. RefSeq lists its product as uncharacterized. Gene Ontology annotation, biological process: xylan catabolic process; arabinan catabolic process. The transcript has a single exon. Gene Ontology annotation, molecular function: alpha-L-arabinofuranosidase activity; xylan 1,4-beta-xylosidase activity. Lineage: Eukaryota; Fungi; Ascomycota; Eurotiomycetes; Eurotiales; Trichocomaceae. Bases 1 to 2388 code for a protein of 795 amino acids. Gene Ontology annotation, cellular component: plant-type cell wall. The record is from RefSeq and is a predicted model, not a curated record.
AUGGUCAUCCAAGCAGUAAUCGUCACCGCAUUGGCGACUCUACUGCCCAGUGCUGUAUUGGCGCAAAACAAUCAGAGCUAUGCAAACUAUUCUUCGCAGUCCCAGCCAGAUCUCUAUCCUCUGACGGUGGCCACCAUUGAUUUAUCCUUCCCCGACUGUGACAAUGGGCCAUUGAAGACCAAUCUUGUUUGUAACACAUCGGCAAACUAUGUCGAGCGUGCUGAAGCCCUCAUUUCGCUCUUCACACUCGAAGAGCUGAUUAACAACACGCAAAACACUGCACCUGGCGUUCCUCGACUUGGUCUUCCUCCAUACCAGGUCUGGAACGAAGCAUUGCACGGUCUUGAUAGGGCCAACUUUGCUGAGUCUGGAGACGAAUGGACAUGGGCAACUUCCUUCCCCAUGCCUAUCUUGUCCAUGGCAGCCCUCAAUCGCACGUUGAUACAUCAAAUAGCAUCGAUAAUCGCCACUCAAGCACGUGCAUUUAACAACGCGGGCCGCUACGGGCUAGACAGCUAUGCUCCAAACAUCAACGGCUUUCGGAGUCCAAUCUGGGGUCGUGGCCAGGAAACUCCUGGCGAGGACGCCUUUUUCCUUUCGUCAGCGUACGCGUACGAGUACAUCACCGGUUUACAAGGCGGCGUCGAUCCAGAUCACCUAAAAAUAGUCGCAACUGCCAAACAUUUUGCUGGGUAUGACUUGGAGAACUGGGAAGAUCACUCUCGCCUGGGCUUUGACGCCGAGAUUACCCAACAGGACCUGUCCGAGUACUAUACUCCCCAGUUUCUGGCUUCAUCUCGUUACGCAAAAUCUGGAAGUUUCAUGUGCUCAUACAAUUCCGUUAAUGGAGUCCCCAGCUGUGCGAAUAGCUUCUUCCUCCAGACCUUGCUAAGAGAUAGCUGGGAUUUCCCCGAGUACGGCUAUGUUUCGUCAGAUUGCGACGCUGUUUAUAACGUGUUCAACCCGCAUGGUUAUGCGGCGAAUCAAUCUCAAGCUGCAGCCGACUCUCUUCGAGCUGGUACAGAUAUCGACUGUGGUGAAACAUUUCCCUGGCACCUGAACCAAUCCUUCAUUGAUGGAUCAGUUACUCGUGGCGAAAUUGAGAGAUCUGUGAUCCGCUUGUACGCAAACCUGGUUCGCCUGGGCUACUUUGAUGGCAACUCGAGCGAGUAUCGCCAACUGGGUUGGUCUGACGUUGUCGAAAGUGAUGCAUGGGAUGUCGCUUAUGAAGCAGCUGUGGAGGGAAUCACUGUGCUGAAGAAUGAUGGUGUCUUGCCCCUGUCAAAGAAGGUCAAAAAAGUUGCUCUUAUUGGACCUUGGGCAAACGCAACGACUCAAUUGCAGGGAAAUUACUAUGGUAACCCCCCGUACCUCAUCACCCCACUGGAGGCUGCGACCAAGGCGGGAUACGAGGUUAGCUAUGUGUUUGGUACCAAUAUAACCAGCAACUCCACAGCCGGAUUUGCCAAAGCCAUUAGUGCUGCUAAAAAGUCCGAUGUCGUGAUCUACCUGGGCGGUAUAGACAAUACUAUUGAGGCUGAGGGCGUUGACCGUCUGAAUGUUACCUGGCCCGGAAACCAGCUGGACCUGGUUGCCAAGCUUGCUGAAGUUGGGAAGCCCUUGGUUGUCUUGCAGAUGGGUGGUGGUCAGGUCGAUUCGUCCUCGCUGAAGAACAACAAGAAUGUCAAUGCUCUUGUCUGGGGUGGAUAUCCCGGUCAGUCCGGUGGAACUGCGAUCUUUGAUAUUUUGUCAGGCAAACGUGCACCGGCUGGUCGUCUCGUUACCACGCAGUAUCCAGCAGAGUAUGCCACUAGCCUGCCAGCAACAAACCUGAACCUCCGGCCCGACGGGGAUUCAAACCCGGGGCAGACAUAUUUGUGGUAUACUGGCAAGCCUGUCUACGAGUUUGGACAUGGUUUAUACUAUACCACCUUCAGCGAAUCUCUUCCAUCGACUGCAAAGAAUACUUCUUUGAAGAUUGCGGAUAUAUUUGCCGCUCCACACCCGGGUUACACAUAUAGCGAGCUGGCCCCCUUCACGAGCUUCAACGGGACGGUCAAAAAUGUCGGCAAAGUUGCCUCUCCAUACUCAGCUAUGCUGUUUGCGCGCACAAGUAACGCCGGUCCAGCGCCAUAUCCAAAUAAGUGGCUUGUGGGAUUUGAUAGAUUACCUACCAUUGACCCAGGACAUUCUGCCGAGUUAAGCAUUCCGAUACCUAUUGGCGCGAUUGCCCGCGUGGAUGAGAGUGGUAGUAAGCUAGUUUACCCGGGGAAAUAUGAAUUGGCCUUGAACGUGGAUCGAUCAGUUGUGGUGGAAUUUGAGCUGACUGGGGAGCCUGUUGUCGUUGAGAAUUGGCCACUUGAAGAACAGCAGAUCAAAGCUGCUUAA